AGACUGGAAGGAUAGCUAGUGAAUUAUCAGAGAAUAGCUAAUGUUUUCAGACAGCACUAGCUACAGCAAAUUGGACUAAGGUAUAGAUUACAACCAUACAAAGGAUAUAACAAGAGAAGGCAAAUAUAAUAAACGGGAACAUGAUAGCCACAAAGCAUUUGAUGCAAUGGCUACUGAUAGCACUGGGACUCUGCAUCACACUAACACAAGGAGCAAAAUGUAAAAAGUCUGGAGUCAAUCCCAAGACAUGCAAAACCAUAAAUGAUUGUACGAAUGGCUAUAAAUGCACCAAAUCAAAAUGUUGUCGGAUGUCAAAACUGUGUCCAGCUGGAGAUCCGAUGCAAGGAUCACAAAAGGGCGAAUUUCCCACGUGUGUGAAUGAUUCGGAUUGUAAGGAAGGCUAUCAAUGCAAUAUCAAUGAGGGAAAACAAUACUCUGUUUGCUGUGAGAAGAUUGAAGGAUCAUGUGAGAUACCAGAAAAUGGCAAAGUAAUAGCUGUUGGUAAAACUAUUAAAAUUGGUAAAUGCAAAAAAUGUGAUUGCACAGCUGAUGGCCUUGAAUGUAAGUCAAUCAGAUCCAAGAAAUGUCCUUGUGAAUAUGAAGGAAAGGAAUAUAAAUCUGGUGAUCUGUAUACUAAUGCAACACACACAUGUUCAGUACUGUGUUCUGCAAAGAAAACAAAACUUGCAAAAUGUAAAGGAGUAUGUACAAUUGAAACAGAUGAUGGAGAAGAAAUACUGCCCAUUGGCAAAACUUGGGAGUCUCCUGAUAAAUGCAGGACAUGUAAAUGUAAAACGCAAGGUGUAGACUGUAAAUUGAAAAACACUGGUGAACUCCAGAAUAAGACGCAUAUCUGCACAGUAAUGUGUGCUCAAAAAACUAUGGAGUGUGAAGAAAAGGUUGAUGGACCACAUUGGACACAAUGGGGGCCUUGGAGCAUGUGUGAUGAACUUGAAUGUGGCAGGAAAGUCCGUAUUAGGAAAUGUAAGGGGCAAAAUGGAGAUAACCUGAACAGUUCCCAUUGUAAAGGGGAAGAAAGAGAAGUUGCCUGGUGCCCACUACCUGAUGAUGUGCCUUGGCCACAGUGGACAGUUUGGGGUCAUUGGAGCAAGUGUCACGCAUAUGAGUGCGGACCCAUGAGGAGAGCCAGAAUGUGUAUUGAGAAGACAGGAGAAGUUCUAGAAACUUCUAAGUGUGAAGGAGAAGAGGAAGAACAACAAUGGUGCCCACCAUGUUUAGGUCGAUCAGCAGGUGGCUUUCGAGUUUUGAGAAGUGAACGUCAUCUAUUCUCUGGGGUUGUGUCUCUAUCAAAGAAAGAGGCACAAGAUACAGAACCCAAACAUUUCUGUGGAGGAAAUAUAGUAACAAACUCAUGGAUAUUAACUGCUGCUCAUUGUAUAUGUAAAAUCAAAGGCUGCUGUUCCCCAGAUAACAAAGUAAGUUGUGACAUCCAGCGCAUUGUUCGGGUCACUGCUGGCAGGCUGAAACUUACAAGACAUGAUAAGGUAGAGCAGAUUAAAAAUAUCAGCAAAGCAUACGUAAUUCAUAACUAUAUCCCAGAUAUUGAUGGUGCAAAUAUGAGAAAUGAUAUUGCUCUUAUACGCCUAGCUGAUCACCUUGAGUUUGGAGAUGGGUUUGUUGAACCAGGUACACUGCCCACAGGCAUGUGUGCUAAUGACCAGGAGAAUGUAACCAUUUGUGAGACUGUUUGGGAUAAAGCUGUGAAUCAGGAAUGUAAGAUGGCAGGUUGGGGAGCAACACCUAAAACUGAGCCUGACCCUUCUCCUGACAUGAGACAGUUAGAAAUGACAGUUAGGACCUAUAUACCACAAGAAGGUGUGACAAAAAUCAAAGGUGUUGGAGGUACGCCAUGUCCUGGUGACAGUGGCAGCCCUUUAAUGUGUGGAGGGGAUGCUGAGAAACCUGGUCCAACAAUAGGAUUAAUGAGUUAUGUGGAAAUGAUGGGUUGUUACACUGGCAAUCCAUCUGCAACAGUCGCAACAUCAGUGCCUGAUUACUUGGAUUGGGUCACAGAACAUGUAGUUGAUCGCACUGAAUGGGGAGAAUGGAGUUGCUGCUCAAGCCAGUGUGGUAGAAACUGUUCCAAGCCCUGUCUAAAGGGAAAAAUGCAGCGAAUACGUGGUUGUGUAGGACCAGUCUUUGGAGGGCAAGAACCUCGCAAGGAAUGCUUUCAAAAAGAGACCAAGGAAUGUCAUACUCAAUAUCAAUGCCAAGGCUCACAAUGGGGAACUUGGGGAGGUUUCUCACCCUGCACUAUGCUUUGUGGAAAGCAGGUUAAGAUUCGUGGUCGCCAGUGUUUGCGACCUGAUGGCACCAUAGACCCAGACUUGAACAACUGUGAACCUGAUGAAGACACAGGAGUUAGCAACAUAGAAAAUCAAAACUGUAUGCCAGAAAUAACACAAAAGGUUGAUCCUCCAUGUGAGCAUCCAAAGGCAAAUGGUGGUAAUGAACCCAAGCAGUGGCUGGCUGCAUUCUACCACAAUGGUGUACUCAAAUGUGCAGGAACUUUACUCUCAAAGAGAUGGGUUGUAGUAGCUGCUAGCUGUCUCAUUGCGACAGCAGAUGAUUGCCCCACUGAAGUAGGUUGGGAUGUGAGAUUUGGAAAGCAGUCAAUUGGAAAAAAUGACGAAAUUGAAACACGCAAAAUUUCCCGCAUAAUCUUCCAUCCGGACUUCAGGGCCUUGGAUGCCGCCAAGAAAAUAUUUGCAAAUAACAAGGCUAUGGUCCAACUUGAGACAGCGGUUGGUCUUAAGGCAGCAUGUGUCAAGCCCAUGUCCAAAAAUUUGAAAUCCCCAUGUUCUGCACCACAAUUUCAAAAUUAAUUUAGAUGCUUAUAGUCAUCAGAUAAGAUUGAUAUAUCCCAGAGAAUAUGAAAGUAACAAACACUUGAAAACAUAAACAGUGCAUAAUAGAAACAUCCCUUGCCUAAAUACAGGGUGGCCCAAAAUCAAUGCAGCCCAUUUUUAGGGUCAUCCUGUAUAUCUAUUAGGUCUUUAUUUCAUAUUAUUUAUGCCAUUUCUCUUAAUUUUGCAUUUCUACAAAAUUUGGAAUGUUUUAUUAUUGUUAAUUUACACCUAUUCACUUUAUUUGGGAUUUAAAAAACAUAUCUUCCUUGACACGAAGGCAAGACAAACAAAUAUACACUGCAGAUUUUCAAACUUACUUAUCUGUAAGCAAAUUACAUAUAAUGCAAUAAAUCAGUAUAUUGUAUGCACUGAAAA
Molecule: messenger RNA, 3245 nt
Organism: Owenia fusiformis
Lineage: Eukaryota; Metazoa; Annelida; Polychaeta; Sabellida; Oweniidae
Source: the annotation of a GenBank genome assembly